AUGCCAUACAACUCGCUGCUUCUUGUUCUUGACAAGAACAUAUCGGCGGUGGCCUUGGCAGCCUUUGGGGGCGCUCUGCCGACACCAUGGACUGGCCAAGUAGCUGCAGAAGGACUUCUGGAGAAAAUGCAUUUCCUGUUCCCGAUGGAUGCAGGCGACCUCGACAAAGAUCAGGUUAUUUUCUUCAGGUGGAAUGUGGAGGAGGUGCUGGGGUUCUGGAUUCAGUAUGGAAGUGAAUGGCUUGACAACUUGCCUUCGUUCUCCUCGCGUUUGCUUUGGCAGUUCUACACCUGUGCACUUCCCUUGCGUGUCUUCCUGACUCACAGCUACCGCGUCUUCUGGCCGUUGAUCUACAGUGGCCUUGCAGCGAAAUACCAAGUCGCGGAGCCAUACCGGCAACUCUUGGUGCCAGACGCUGACCUUAGCCAGUUUAGCACCCAUGCUUUGGUCAAGCGGGUUGCUUUGUUGCAGUCUUUGCCCGUCUGCGAUAGGGAGUGCUUUCUUGACCAGUCUGCUGCCUUCGCAGCUCUGGCGCUCCAAUCGGGCCAGAGGAAUCAAGAUGCAGAUCUCUUGGCAUAUGUGGCAGAGGUCCAAGGACGGAUCCAGUCUGCCUUCUGCGAAACCCUGGAGGACUGCACGCGCACCCGUGCCACGGCGGAGCUCUUGCGGACAACUGUGGGCUUCAUGCACUUGAUCGCGGAGCUGCCUUUCUUUAAGAGCAGACGGCUGCAAGCCUUAAAGAAUUCUGCGGAGGUGAACCAAGGCACUGAGUUUGCAAGUCCAUCGCUAGCCACCCUACAGACCGAAUUCUGGGGGCUUCCAUUCCAUCCAAGUCCUGCCCAUGAAACCGAAUACCCAUGUAUAGAUAAAAUGGACACGGAGCCCAUUAGUCCUGCGAGAGCCUUGCUGCUCUACAACACGCUCAACACUGUUGGCCAAGUCCUGGACCAUUUUGGUGUCCAGUGGUUUGCAUCGCAUGGCACCCUCUUGGGUGCUAUCCGGCAUGGAGGUCAGAUCCCUCAUGACUGCGACUUAGACAUCUCCAUUUUCUCCUCGGAUAUUCACAAACUGCGAUCUGCCGCCUUGAUGCUGGCCUUGCAGAGGAACGGCUACGCCACCGACUUCUUGCCGGUGCAGAACUUGUUUACCGUUUGGCGCGUGGGCACUCACAGUCGGUAUGAGGUCCGUGGCCCGCGCGCCGUCAACAACAUGCCCAGGCAUGGUGUUGCUUUGCACAUCUUCGUCCUCUUCGAUUUUCAGGAGACUAAGAGAUGGACAUACGACACUGACAGGCUCAAGCAUGAGGGAUGGAAACUGCGAGAAGCAGAUCUGCUUCCUUUGAAGUUUCACUCCUUUGGGGAACUGACAGUUCCAAUACCUGCAAACUCGGAGCUGUAUUUGGACAACAUGUAUGGCUCUGACUGGCGGACGACCAUUCGCUGCAUGACGGCGCUGAAGGAGUUGGACUAUUAUCGGCCAACGGCCCUCCAGGAAAACGCGUCACCCGCAAUGGCCCAUCCAACAGGGCCCCUGCAGGAAGUUUUUUUCGACUGA
This is a messenger RNA of Symbiodinium necroappetens, 1554 nucleotides long. NCBI's taxonomy places the organism in Eukaryota, Dinophyceae, Suessiales, Symbiodiniaceae. The record is from the annotation of a GenBank genome assembly.